Linum trigynum is the source of this 2531-nucleotide messenger RNA. Lineage: Eukaryota; Viridiplantae; Streptophyta; Magnoliopsida; Malpighiales; Linaceae. The record is from the annotation of a GenBank genome assembly.
CCCCUCCAAAAGUGAAAAAAAAUAAACAAAUUUAAUAAGAAAAGAAUGAUUUUUCCUCGGUCAGGUUCUCUAUUUUGCCCUCACAAUGGAGUAGUACUGUAGUAGGCUUGGGUUGAAGAUGAUACCGUAUUAUGGAUAGAGCUUUCACUCACCAAAAAGAGAGAGAGAAAACAGAGCAUCCACAACAAUACCACCACCCUUCUUCCCACCACCUCAAUAACCUUUGUGCUCCCACCUGCCUGCUACUUGGGAAGCUCAGGGAUAGCUGCAGAGCUUCUACGACCUUCAGCGGCCGCUAUCUUUCUUUAUUUGGUUUCUGGGUCUCAAAGUACGUGCUACAUUGGUGCUCCUCCUCGGACAAAGCUAGCUCCUCGAGUGGCGCUACUGUUGUUGGUGGUAGUGGUGGUGGGUUCGGCCUCGGGAAGUUCAAGUUCAGUGGCAUGGUCGUAAACAAUUCUGCUUUCUGCGACUCCCCUGGGUUUCUCAAAGACGAAGAAGCAAAAAUGGCCAACGGAAGGAAGCUUGGCGGGGGGAACAAUGGAGAGGUUGUUCGGACUUUUGGCGAAUUUAUGGAAGACAAAUGCAGAGAGAGCAGUUCUAGCUCCGACUUCUUGACCUCGGAGACGACAGCCCACGAGGAGGAAGAACAGAGUCGUUGUAGCUCCGAUGGAGAAGAGGAGGAGUCUAUCUCGCCCCCGCCGCCGUCCAUGCGUUGGAGCGUGAGAAAAGAUGAAGUCCCUGAUUGUACCAGCACCAAUAUCUCCGCCGAUGAGGAAGAGAAAGCGGGUGGGAGGAAGCCGAACGAACGCGGGUCUUCAAUUUCUGAGAUAGAGAUGAUGAAGGAAAGAUUCUCGAAGCUGUUGCUUGGUGAAGAUAUGUCAGGCUGUGGGAAUGGGGUUUGCACGGCGUUGGCUAUUUCAAACGCCAUUACUAAUCUCUGCGCGACUCUGUUUGGGCAACUAUGGCGAUUGGAGCCUUUACCGCCAGAGAAAAAAGCAAUGUGGCGUAGAGAAAUGGAAUGGCUUCUCUGUGUGAGUGACCACAUCGUCGAGUUGAUUCCUUCAUGGCAGACUUUUCCAGAUGGAAGCAAGCUUGAAGUCAUGACUUGUAGGCCAAGAUCUGAUCUUUACAUAAAUCUACCUGCUCUCCGCAAAUUGGACAACAUGCUUCUCGAAAUAUUGGACAGCUUUGAGAACACAGAGUUCUGGUACGUUGAUCAAGGUAUCGUAGCAACUGAGACAGACGGGUCAUCGUCCUUUCGACGAAACCUUCCCCGCCAAGAGGAAAAAUGGUGGCUGCCGGUGCCACGUGUUCCUACCGGUGGUCUCCAGGAAGAUUCAAGGAAGCAAUUGCAGCACAAAAGGGAUUGCACAAACCAGAUACUGAAAGCCGCAAUGGCAAUCAACAGUAUUACUUUAUCUGAUAUGGAAGUUCCUGACUCCUACUUGGAUGCUCUCCCAAAGAAUGGGAAGGCGAGCUUAGGGGAUCUAAUUUAUCGAUACAUUUCGUCGGACCAAUUUUCCCCGGAAUGCCUCCUGGAUUGCCUUGAACUCUCCACCGAACACCAAGCUAUAGAACUUGCGAAUCGAGUCGAGUCGUGCAUCUACGUGUGGCGAAAGAGGUCCAACUCCAAAUCGACAGGCAACAGCAACACGUCUCGGUCAAGCUCCAAGUCUUCGUGGGAAUUGAUGAAAGAGCUGAUGGUAGAUGGAGACAAGAGAGAAUUGCUUGUUGAUCGAGCGGAAAGCUUGCUUCUCUGUUUGAAACAGAGGUUCCCUGGUCUACCCCAGACAGCUCUAGACAUGAGCAAAAUCCAAUACAACAAGGACGUUGGGAAGUCAAUUCUGGAGAGCUACUCGAGGGUUUUGGAGAGCUUGGCAUUCAACAUCGUGGCAAGGAUUGAUGACCUGCUCUACGUGGACGAUCUAACCAAACAUUCGGACCAGUUCCCUUCCAUCUCUAAAGUGAGUGUGAUUGCUCACCGGAGCGUCAAUAUUCCAUAUUCUGUUCCGGUGUCGAACAGUCCAUUCAAAGCAGGAUUCACGGGACCAAGUUUUUCCCCGGCGGCAGUGAAAGGGGAGAAUGCCACGAAAUCGCCCUUCAGGACUAGUGGGAAGAUACCACAGCGAGGGUUUGGUGUGAAGAAGGUGUUGACGGACUAUCUUAGCGUGGAAGGGAAGCCGAACAAGGAUUGUGGUGGUAUGAGUGAGAAUGAAGGAACAUUGGAGAAGAGGAUUGAGAAGAAAGCUGCAACCACUUCUCAACGUGGGUUUGAAUCUUGUGACCGGUUAAGAGAAGGCGUGGGGUCGUGCAGUGGCUCACCAGCUGAGGAUCUGUAGGUUUUGGGGACUACUGAGAACAUGUAAUACUCUUCUUUCUUCAUUUUGGGGACAAUGGAGAUAUGUAAGGUUUAGGGAUGGCUGCUGGUUAUAUAGUAUGUGAAUUCCUUCUUUACUUUUGCAGAUGACAUAUAUAUGAAGAUGCCUUCAACUUCUUCCGAUAAUGAGAUAAAAUAAAGGGUUAAUAGCGCU